CAAUGGUAUGGAGUUCAAGGUGAUCAGACCUCACACGCAGCCUUAGUCAUUUCUAAACAUUAAAUGCAAGCCAGACGCCUUGUUAUGCCACAGACGAUCCAAGUCCGCCCGUGACUUAUGUGUAUCAUACAUUCGGUGAUCUGACCAUAAUGAACAGAGAACCCUCAUGCGGUGCCAUAAGAGAGGAAAACAGAACCUUGGAAUGAUGUAUCUUAUCCUCCACAUGACAAUGGUGGACCUGCGAUUCUGCUAAAAUCGAUGAAGUAACUGGACCAAAAUUUGUCUGCAUCUUCAAUUUCUCUCUCCAACACAUACCAAUGUCAGCUGUGGGAAAUGCAAGCCCUGCCUGAGAACUUGAAAGUUUAGUUCAAAAGUUUAAGCUAUUGAGUAGAGAUUGUCAAAAGAUAUAUACCAUGUUAAAGAAGUGGGAAUCCAAAAGCUGAAGCUACUAGGGUGGAGAUUGCCCACUUACCAUAUGAAGAAAUUCCUAAGUGAAAGAUUGAAAGAAAGUAAGGACGGUGUUGGAUACUUUAGAUACAGUUGUGUUGAGGUGGAAAGGUUUGACUGAUCGAUGAGGGAAGAUGGGCGAUGGCAGUUUCAAAUCAAGAUUGUAGUUUGACAUUCGAUGAGGUGGAAUGAGAGCCUCUUUUGUGUGGAGGGUGACGAGGAUGCAAUGCAUAAUGUGUGGUGGAAGUGUUCAUGCAACGGAAUCCUUAAUCCACAGUUCACAUUCAGGGACGACCCAGGUUCUCUUUUCUUUACAUAUUAACUUUGUUUUUUCCUUCCUUUCUUAAUAAUGGGAUAGGGAAGAAGGUCUGUGGGGGAAUUUAGCAUCUUCAAAGUUCCCAACUUCCAAAUUAAAGCUAGAAUCUACUUACUUGGUCGGAGCCCACUUUCUAGUCAAAAGCAAAUUACAGGUGAACCUACGUGCAGAGGAACUGAACUUGAGCGAGAAGAGUCCGGAUCAUCUUCCCAUGUGGGGAGGGAUAGUUGUUUAUCAUGGAUAGCAGACUUGAGUCUUCAGAGACGCUAAGGAACAAGUGUGCAGCAUGCUUUAGGCAAUUCAAUAAAAUGGAGCACCUAGUGGAACACAUGAGGAUCUCUUAUCACUCAGUUCAUGAACCCAUGUGUGGCAUCUGCAGAAAGCAUUGCCGAUCUUUUGAAUCACUCAGGGAGCAUCUAAUAGGUCCACUGCCAAAGGUGGAAUGUGCAAGGAUAUUCAGUGUUCAAGGAUGCAACCUAUGCUUAAAUAUUUUCAAAAGCCCGUAUGCUCUUAAGCUUCACCGAGGGAAAUGCCAAAUCUCGCGUGCAAUCCCUGCAGGAUUGCUCUCUCGAAUGUCUAACUUGGGAAUACAAGAUGAUCUCAGAAUUGACAAUGGAAGAAGAGGACCACAAGUAGUUGCACUUGCUUGUAAAAUGGUUGGUGGUGGUGGUGAUGGCUCCUUAGAUCUUUGUGCAAGGGUUUGCCUUGUUGAUGAAGAUGAAAACAUCAUCUUCCAUUCUUAUGUCAAACCCUCGAUUCCGGUCACAAACUAUCGAUACGAAACAACCGGCAUACGACCAGAAUACUUAAGGGAUGCAAUGCCAAAAAACCAAGCGCAGAGGAAGAUUGGGGAAUUCUUGUGCAACGGGGAACCGAUAUGGACAAUCCAUUCCAGAAGAGGUAGAGCAAGGAUUCUUGUAGGCCAUGGUUUGGAUCAUGACCUACAGUGUUUAGAAAUGCAGUAUCCAGCACAUAUGAUCAGGGACAUAGCCAAAUACCCUCCAUUGAUGAAAACAAGCAAGCUCAGCAAUUCAGUCAAGUAUCUAACACAAGCUUAUUUUGGGUAUGACAUCCACACAGGGAUACAAGACCCCUAUGAGGAUUGUGUAGCCACAAUGAGGCUUUACAUGAGAAUGAGGUCUCAAGUUCAUCCCAUGGAAGACUACCCACUGGCUACUGAUGCACCGAAUCGCAACAACUUUGCAGUUUCGAGACAGAAUGAACUCGAAAGAAUGACACCUGAUGCAAUGCUGGCGAUCUCAAGGUCUGACUACUAUUGCUGGUGCUUAGACUCUGCAGGGAGCUAGAGUGCUAGAACCAUGAAUUCACCUCACUCACAUAUGGAGUUGUACUCUUAUUAUAUGGCCAAUAGGGAUAGCCAUUUCAAUAAAUAUGAUGCUUGAUAUUAAGAAAAUAAAACAUGGAAUCUAAUAUAUCCAUGUUGAUUAAAUACUAGGGAUUUUAAACACUUGUAUGUUUUGAAUAGCUCUAUUGUUGCAGUACCAUUUUAUAUAUAUGAAGUGAUCAGUAUGAUGAAAUAGCUUCCAACA
This is a messenger RNA of Macadamia integrifolia, 2313 nucleotides long. Its product is annotated as RNA exonuclease 4-like. NCBI's taxonomy places the organism in Eukaryota, Viridiplantae, Streptophyta, Magnoliopsida, Proteales, Proteaceae. Gene Ontology annotation, cellular component: nucleus. Gene Ontology annotation, biological process: rRNA processing. The record is from RefSeq and is a predicted model, not a curated record. The coding region runs from base 1000 to 2070 and encodes 356 amino acids. The transcript is spliced from 9 exons. Gene Ontology annotation, molecular function: 3'-5' exonuclease activity; nucleic acid binding.